AUGUGUGGGUCGGUGUUGAACACAUUCGGUUUGCCAUCCUCAUUGCGACAGGACGUUAACACACUCCCACCAAAGUUACUUCUGGAGUUGUUGUAUGAUGUUGUUGACCUUGCAGAGUACCUGAGAGUAAAUGAAUCGAAAUUGCUCCCUGAUCGGAGACUGGUGUACAAAACUGUCAUCAGUACCGUUGAAAAACAGGCAGGCAGCAUUUUUUUCCUCGAUGCUCCUGGAGGUACCGGCAAAUCCUUUGUAACACAAUUAAUACUUGCUAAGAUUCGUUGUGAGAAACAAAUUGCACUAGCCAUUGCUUCCUUGGGAAUCACUGCUAUGUUAUUACCACGAGGUAGGACAGCGCACUCAGCAUUGAAGCUACCUUUAGAUUUGGUGAGGGCCAAGAUUCCUACUUGCAACAUUGGCAAAAAUUCAGAGGAAGCUGAAGUUCUUAGACAGUGUUGUCUCAUUGUAUGGGAUGAAUGCACAAUGACCAAUAAGGGUGCCCUUGAGGAAAUGGACCAGUCACUGAAAGGUAUCUGGGAUUCUACAGCUUAUAUGGGUGGUGUAACUCUAUUGCUUUCAGGAGAUUUCCAGCAAACCCUUCCUGUCAUCCCUAAAGGGAGCCGGGCUGAUGACGUGCGCGCAUGCCUUAAGUCAUCCAUGUUGUGGCCCCAAGUUAAGACCUUAAGCCUAAGCACAAAAAUACGUGAUAGCAUGUCUGUAGCAUUUGCUGAAGAUAUUUUAGCCCUUGGAGAAGGCAAGGUCCCUAGGAAUGAUAGGAGCGAACUGUGCUACACCGUGGACAAACCUUCUGAUCUUUUGAAAACAGCAUUCCCCAAUCUGGAAAGUAACUAUGCAGACAUCAAUUGGCUCAGUGAAAGAACCAUCCUGGCCCCCAAAAACGUAGCUGUCAGUGCUAUCAACGACCAGCUUAUAAGUCAAAUUCCAAGUGAGGAGCGCAUCUACAAAUCGAUUGACUGGACAUCUGACCCCCAAGGCAUUGUCAAUUAA
This is a messenger RNA of Octopus bimaculoides (California two-spot octopus), 1005 nucleotides long. RefSeq lists its product as uncharacterized. Lineage: Eukaryota; Metazoa; Mollusca; Cephalopoda; Octopoda; Octopodidae. The record is from RefSeq and is a predicted model, not a curated record.